Messenger RNA from Panicum virgatum (switchgrass), 1611 nucleotides. RefSeq names its product myb-related protein 306-like. The transcript has 3 exons. The coding region runs from base 264 to 1412 and encodes 382 amino acids. NCBI's taxonomy places the organism in Eukaryota, Viridiplantae, Streptophyta, Magnoliopsida, Poales, Poaceae. The record is from RefSeq and is a predicted model, not a curated record.
CCGGCUCGGCCACUCACAUCAACACCACCUGCCUGAUUGCCUGACUAGCUACGCCACCAUAUCCGCCUGCCUGCCUUCCUGCCUGCCUGACUCAUCAUCAUCAGUUCAUCUUCUCCGAUCGAUCUCCCCCUAGCUGUAAUUUCUGAUCACGCGAGAGACUGCGAGCAAGAAGCAGGCCGGCUUGAGAUCUAGCUAGCUAGCUAGCUCGCUCGCUCGGGAGACUAUCUAGGAGAGGAUCGACAGCUAUAGGAGAGGAGCUAGCCAUGGGGAGAGCGCCGUGCUGCGACAAGGCGAGCGUGAAGAAGGGGCCGUGGUCGCCGGUGGAGGACGCCAAGCUCAAGGCCUACAUCGAGGAGCACGGCACCGGCGGCAACUGGAUCGCGCUGCCGCAGAAGAUUGGGCUGAAGAGAUGCGGGAAAAGCUGCAGGCUGAGAUGGCUCAACUAUCUGAGACCAAACAUUAAGCAUGGUGACUUCACAGAAGAAGAGGAGCAUAUCAUUUGCAGCCUCUACAUUAGCAUCGGAAGCAGGUGGUCCAUUAUUGCAGCGCAGCUGCCGGGGCGGACGGACAACGACAUCAAGAACUACUGGAACACCAAGCUGAAGAAGAAGCUCCUCGGCAAGCGCGCGCCUUCCCGCCGCGCGAGGGCGAACCAAGCGGAUCCCUAUCUCGCCGCGACGGACGGCAACAUGUGCGGCACCAGCGGCGGCGUCAACACCGGCAGCAGCGCCACGGCGGCCACGCCGCAAGCCCUAAGCGCGUCGGCCCUCGAGCGCAUCCAGCUCCACAUGCGCCUCCAAGGCCUCUACGGCGCGUUCGGCUGCGCCACCGACAACGCCGCCGCCGCCGCCGCAGCCGCGGCAGCGCCGCAGUGGCCCAAGCUCGAGACGUUGCUGCAGACGAACAAGCCGCUCCAGGGUUCGCUGCCGACCGACGCCGUGGCGACGACAGUCAGCGUGCAGCAGCCCCAGCGUUUGGUCGACCGGAGCGGCCUCGCCGCCUCCGCCGGUGAGGCAGCCGGUGAAACCGAGCACCAGCUCAACUCUAGCUCUGCCGCCGGCGCAACCUACAUGGCGCCGCCGGGGAGUUUCGAGCGGCCCAAGCUAGGGUUUCACUCCCCAUCCUCCGAGGCCGAGACCGCCAGUGCAGACAUGGCCCCAUGCCCGAUGGUGGGCGUCUACGGCGGCGGCGGCGGCUUCGGACCCCACCACGACGAGCUCUACGACUUCCUGUACAGCAAGUACGGAUCCCUGGGCGGCGGCGUGGCUCAGGGCGGGCACACGCAUAUCCCACCGCUGCCGGAGCUGCAGUACCCGGACGGCGCCGACGAGAAGUUCUCGACGUGGGCCGCCUCCUGCGAUUACGGCGCGGCGGCCGGUGGCCAUCAGCUCCAGGGGGAACCCCAUCAGUAGCAGCCUGCAGGAUUACGUGCUGGGCGGCUACGAUCAAUGAUACUAGGGUUAGUUUUUGCCGUGUUGAUUGCGUGCUAUAUAUUAGUACAUCCAAUCCAAUUCAUAGCUGGUAAUUCGAUCGUAUAUGUAUGCAUGUUUGCUCUCGAUCACUGAGAUUAUAUUAAAACUUACUGUUAAUAAUAUAUAUACUUGUACUGUA